Molecule: messenger RNA, 1186 nt
Organism: Moneuplotes crassus
Lineage: Eukaryota; Ciliophora; Spirotrichea; Euplotida; Euplotidae
Source: the annotation of a GenBank genome assembly
AUGGCCAACGAUACAACAGUUGAGGACCCACAAAAGAACCAGAAUCACUCAAACCAUUCGAGAUCAAAUCGUGACUCUUUGAUGAAUAUCAGAGAUGAAGCAAAUUCAAACAGCCCUUCAAUGUUAAGCAAUCCCAUCUUGAAUACAAAAAUUAAGUCUGGUCAAACCACUGUUUCUAAACUCAACUCCAAGAAUCAGCAUGCCCAUUCCCGGAACCACGCCUCAAGCCGUACAGCCUCUCAUAACCCUACUUAUAAAAACACUAAAUCGGUGAUCAGCUUCCUAAAAUACCACACUCGAAACCACAGUUCUGAUAAAGCCUCCACUGCUUGCUCUAAAAGGGAGCCACCAGGGCUCCCCAUAUGCUAUCAAGGACAAAGAGAUUGGAGCAAGGACUGCAAAGGAGUUUCCUUUACUUCAAGUAUCAGGAAAAAUAAGUUAUUUCUAAAUUGCUCAGGCACUCCCGGACCUGGCACAUAUGGGGGUAACUAUUUCUUUGGAAAAUGCUCUAAAGCUGCUACUUUGAAAAGCAAGAUUACUAUUAAAAAUCCUCAAGACGAAAUUCCUGGUCCUGGUCACUACAAAAUCUAUCAGAAUGACGAAGACCCUGAGCUCAAAGCGUUCCUCAAUCUCAGGUUUGGUAGGAGCAAUUCUGGGCUGAAAAUUUCACGUAACAGAGAAAUGGAAAGGCUGCAUAAGAGUUUUGAGGAAAAGAGACUGCCACCAAACGCGACAAAGUAUUCUCCAAACUAUUCCCAUGUGCUUCCCUCAGUGCAUAAAUGAAGUUUUGGGAAAUCUGGUAAAAGCCAAUUCCUAAAACAAAUUUAUCAAAAAUAAAUACGAACCUGGCCCUGGAGCUCAUGAAGUCCGGAGACAAGUUUCAGGCCCUUCAUUCAGUAUCUCCUGGAAGCCCAAAAGGAACUCCAGUAAUGGCGUUCCAGGCCCUGGAGAGUACACUAUCAAGAGAGGAUUCAUCCCUCGCACAGAAAAAGCUCCCUCUGAAUAUAUUAUUGAAAAAGAUUCAGACUCCAGGCAUUCUUAUCUCAAAAAGACAGGGAAUAUUGAUUAUCUAGGUAGUUAUUACAGAACUCCAAUCGAUUAUAACAGAUAAGAAGCAACCACAAGCUUGUAAGGGUCUUAUUUUUGAGGAAUAAGACCAUCGAUACCAUAAAUAACAAGAUCGGUU